CUUGUUUCUAAAAUGGCCAAGCAAAAUUCUCCAUCACUAAUUGAAGUCGUAAAACAAGUUGCAGAGCAGCAGCAUUCUCAAGCAUCAGAGAUAGAAAAAAGCAAAACAGUUCUUUUCCAACUGCAGGCAAAGUUUCAGGAACUAGAAAAAGAAAUGGAUUCUAUUCUGUUAGAAAUGAAGACAACAGAAAGGGAAAUAUAUCUGCAAGAUGAUGCCAUACAAGUGACAAAAUAUCACUGUGAAAAUCUGGAGGCCCAAGUCAGAGCCCUGUAUUCAGAAAAUUUAAAGCUGAGGUGUGAUGCAGAAACAGUACAAGAAGAGUUUGAGAUGACAUCUGCAAGAAAUAAUGAAUAUCGGGAAAAAAUAAAGGCUCAUAAACAUCUCUUUUGGGAGAUGGAAAGUAAAAUGCCAGUUAUGGUCGAGCUUGCUAAAAAGAAAGCUGUUGUUAAAGAAUUAAAGACAAAUAAAGAGGAGUUAAUGUGUGAUCUCCAGAAUCCAGAAGGAUCUGCUAUAAAACAAGUGCAGGAAGAAAUUACAGUUUUAAAAAGGGAAAUCACCACAUUGAAAGAAUUAAUUAAUAAAAAAACAGAUUUGCUGGAAGAAGAGGAAAAAAAACAUGCUAAGCUUAGAAAAGAAAUUGAGGUACAGAAUAAAAGAUAUGAUGCUAUUCUAAAACGUUUGCACUGCCAACUGAACAAACUCCAUUCAAAUAAAAGACAGUGGCACUGGAACAUUCAGCAGUUGGAGAAGAAGGCAGCAGAACUAAGGAAGUGUCUUGGAGUAGUGGAGAUACAAAGUAGCAUGUAA
Molecule: messenger RNA, 807 nt
Organism: Antrostomus carolinensis (chuck-will's-widow)
Lineage: Eukaryota; Metazoa; Chordata; Aves; Caprimulgiformes; Caprimulgidae
Gene: CCDC122
Product: coiled-coil domain containing 122
Exons: 4
Coding region: 13-807 (264 amino acids)
Source: RefSeq, a predicted model, not a curated record